GAGUUGUUAACUUUGGCUCUCGGGCUGAGGGAUUAUUAUUAUUAUUACAGACAUCACUCUGAUCUUGCGCAUAGUUAACGUAUUCAACGUGCCUCUUCUUGCAGGUGUUCCAAGGAUUUUGGCUGACAAUCGGGAUGGAAAGAAAGUAGUUAAAAUUAGUGAGUUGUUAACUUUGGCUCUCGGGCUGAGGGAUUAUUAUUAUUAUUACAGACAUCACUCUGAUCUUGCGCAUAGUUAACGUAUUCAACGGUAAAUUCUCAAAAUUACAAGUCGCAAAUAAAAGAUUGCAUUUUCUGCAUUUCCGGAUUCUGUCAUAAAUAAAAAUAGUGCCUCUUCUUGCAGGUGUUCCAAGGAUUUUGGCUGACAAUCGGGAUGGAAAGAAAGUAGUUAAAAUUAGUGAGUUGUUAACUUUGGCUCUCGGGCUGAGGGAUUAUUAUUAUUAUUACAGACAUCACUCUGAUCUUGCGCAUAGUUAACGUAUUCAACGGUAAAUUCUCAAAAUUACAAGUCGCAAAUAAAAGAUUGCAUUUUCUGCUUUUCCGGAUUCUGUCAUAAAUAAAAAUAGUGCCUCUUCUUGCAGGUGUUUCAAGGAUUUUGACUGACAAUCGGGAUGGAAAGAAAGUAGUUAAAAUUAAUGAGUUGUUAACUUUGACUCUCGGGCUGAGGGAUUAUUAUUAUUAUUACAGAGAUCACUCUGAUCUUGCGCAUAGUUAACGUAUUCAACGGUAAAUUCUCAAAAUUACAAGUCGCAAAUAAAAGAUUGCAUUUUCUGCUUUUCCGGAUUCUGUCAUAAAUAAAAAUAGUGCCUCUUCUUGCAGGUGUUUCAAGGAUUUUGACUGACAAUCGGGAUGGAAAGAAAGUAGUUAAAAUUAAUGAGUUGUUAACUUUGGCUCUCGGGCUGAGGGAUUAUUAUUAUUAUUACAGAGAUCACUCUGAUCUUGAGCAUAGUUAACGUAUUCAACGGUAAAUUCUCAAAAUUACAAGUCGCAAAUAAAAGAUUGCAUUUUCUGCAUUUCCGGAUUCUGUCAUAAAUAAAAAUAGUGCCUCUUCUUGCAGGUGUUCCAAGGAUUUUGACUGACAAUCGGGAUAGAAAGAAAGUAGUUAAAAUUAGUGAGUUGUUAACUUUGGCUCUCGGGCUGAGGGAUUAUUAUUAUUAUUACAGACAUCACUCUGAUCUUGCGCAUAGUUAACGUAUUCAACGGUAAAUUCUCAAAAUUACAAGUCGCAAAUAAAAGAUUGCAUUUUCUGCUUUUCCGGAUUCUGUCAUAAAUAAAAAUAGUGCCUCUUCUUGCAGGUGUUUCAAGGAUUUUGACUGACAAUCGGGAUGGAAAGAAAGUAGUUAAAAUUAGUGAGUUGUUAACUUUGGCUCUCGGGCUGAGGGAUUAUUAUUAUUAUUACAGACAUCACUCUGAUCUUGCGCAUAGUUAACGUAUUCAACGGUAAAUUCUCAAAAUGACAAGUCGCAAAUAAAAGAUUGCAUUUUCUGCAUUUCCGGAUUCUGUCAUAAAUAAAAAUAGUGCCUCUUCUUGCAGGUGUUCCAAGGAUUUUGGCUGACAAUCGGGAUGGAAAGAAAGUAGUUAAAAUUAGUGAGUUGUUAACUUUGGCUCUCGGGCUGAGGGAUUAUUAUUAUUAUUACAGACAUCACUCUGAUCUUGCGCAUAGUUAACGUAUUCAACGGUAAAUUCUCAAAAUUACAAGUCGCAAAUAAAAGAUUGCAUUUUCUGCUUUUCCGGAUUCUGUCAUAAAUAAAAAUAGUGCCUCUUCUUGCAGGUGUUUCAAGGAUUUUGACUGACAAUCGGGAUGGAAAGAAAGUAGUUAAAAUUAAUGAGUUGUUAACUUUGGCUCUCGGGCUGAGGGAUUAUUAUUAUUAUUACAGAGAUCACUCUGAUCUUGAGCAUAGUUAACGUAUUCAACGGUAAAUUCUCAAAAUGACAAGUCGCAAAUAAAAGAUUGCAUUUUCUGCUUUUCCGGAUUCUGUCAUAAAUAAAAAUAGUGCCUCUUCUUGCAGGUGUUUCAAGGAUUUUGACUGACAAUCGGGAUGGAAAGAAAGUAGUUAAAAUUAGUGAGUUGUUAACUUUGGGGCUCGGACUGAGGGAUUAUUAUUAUUAUUACAGAGAUCACUCUGAUCUUGCGCAUAGUUAACGUAUUCAACGGUGUUCCAAGGAUUUUGGCUGACAAUCGGGAUGGAAAGAAAGUAGUUAAAAUUAGUGAGUUGUUAACUUUGGCUCUCGGGCUGAGGGAUUAUUAUUAUUAUUACAGACAUCACUCUGAUCUUGCGCAUAGUUAACGUAUUCAACGGUAAAUUCUCAAAAUUACAAGUCGCAAAUAAAAGAUUGCAUUUUCUGCUUUUCCGGAUUCUGUCAUAAAUAAAAAUAGUGCCUCUUCUUGCAGGUGUUUCAAGGAUUUUGACUGACAAUCGGGAUGGAAAGAAAGUAGUUAAAAUUAGUGAGUUGUUAACUUUGGCUCUCGGGCUGAGGGAUUAUUAUUAUUAUUACAGACAUCACUCUGAUCUUGCGCAUAGUUAACGUAUUCAACGGUAAAUUCUCAAAAUUACAAGUCGCAAAUAAAAGAUUGCAUUUUCUGCAUUUCCGGAUUCUGUCAUAAAUAAAAAUAGUGCCUCUUCUUGCAGGUGUUCCAAGGAUUUUGACUGACAAUCGGGAUAGAAAGAAAGUAGUUAAAAUUAGUGAGUUGUUAACUUUGGCUCUCGGGCUGAGGGAUUAUUAUUAUUAUUACAGACAUCACUCUGAUCUUGCGCAUAGUUAACGUAUUCAACGGUAAAUUCUCAAAAUUACAAGUCGCAAAUAAAAGAUUGCAUUUUCUGCUUUUCCGGAUUCUGUCAUAAAUAAAAAUAGUGCCUCUUCUUGCAGGUGUUUCAAGGAUUUUGACUGACAAUCGGGAUGGAAAGAAAGUAGUUAAAAUUAGUGAGUUGUUAACUUUGGCUCUCGGGCUGAGGGAUUAUUAUUAUUAUUACAGACAUCACUCUGAUCUUGCGCAUAGUUAACGUAUUCAACGGUAAAUUCUCAAAAUGACAAGUCGCAAAUAAAAGAUUGCAUUUUCUGCAUUUCCGGAUUCUGUCAUAAAUAAAAAUAGUGCCUCUUCUUGCAGGUGUUCCAAGGAUUUUGGCUGACAAUCGGGAUGGAAAGAAAGUAGUUAAAAUUAGUGAGUUGUUAACUUUGGCUCUCGGGCUGAGGGAUUAUUAUUAUUAUUACAGACAUCACUCUGAUCUUGCGCAUAGUUAACGUAUUCAACGGUAAAUUCUCAAAAUUACAAGUCGCAAAUAAAAGAUUGCAUUUUCUGCUUUUCCGGAUUCUGUCAUAAAUAAAAAUAGUGCCUCUUCUUGCAGGUGUUUCAAGGAUUUUGACUGACAAUCGGGAUGGAAAGAAAGUAGUUAAAAUUAAUGAGUUGUUAACUUUGGCUCUCGGGCUGAGGGAUUAUUAUUAUUAUUACAGAGAUCACUCUGAUCUUGAGCAUAGUUAACGUAUUCAACGGUAAAUUCUCAAAAUGACAAGUCGCAAAUAAAAGAUUGCAUUUUCUGCUUUUCCGGAUUCUGUCAUAAAUAAAAAUAGUGCCUCUUCUUGCAGGUGUUUCAAGGAUUUUGACUGACAAUCGGGAUGGAAAGAAAGUAGUUAAAAUUAGUGAGUUGUUAACUUUGGGGCUCGGACUGAGGGAUUAUUAUUAUUAUUACAGAGAUCACUCUGAUCUUGCGCAUAGUUAACGUAUUCAACGGUGUUCCAAGGAUUUUGGCUGACAAUCGGGAUGGAAAGAAAGUAGUUAAAAUUAGUGAGUUGUUAACUUUGGCUCUCGGGCUGAGGGAUUAUUAUUAUUAUUACAGACAUCACUCUGAUCUUGCGCAUAGUUAACGUAUUCAACGGUAAAUUCUCAAAAUUACAAGUCGCAAAUAAAAGAUUGCAUUUUCUGCUUUUCCGGAUUCUGUCAUAAAUAAAAAUAGUGCCUCUUCUUGCAGGUGUUUCAAGGAUUUUGACUGACAAUCGGGAUGGAAAGAAAGUAGUUAAAAUUAGUGAGUUGUUAACUUUGGCUCUCGGGCUGAGGGAUUAUUAUUAUUAUUACAGACAUCACUCUGAUCUUGCGCAUAGUUAACGUAUUCAACGGUAAAUUCUCAAAAUUACAAGUCGCAAAUAAAAGAUUGCAUUUUCUGCUUUUCCGGAUUCUGUCAUAAAUAAAAAUAGUGCCUCUUCUUGCAGGUGUUUCAAGGAUUUUGACUGACAAUCGGGAUGGAAAGAAAGUAGUUAAAAUUAGUGAGUUGUUAACUUUGGCUCUCGGGCUGAGGGAUUAUUAUUAUUAUUACAGACAUCACUCUGAUCUUGCGCAUAGUUAACGUAUUCAACGGUAAAUUCUCAAAAUUACAAGUCGCAAAUAAAAGAUUGCAUUUUCUGCUUUUCCGGAUUCUGUCAUAAAUAAAAAUAGUGCCUCUUCUUGCAGGUGUUUCAAGGAUUUUGACUGACAAUCGGGAUGGAAAGAAAGUAGUUAAAAUUAAUGAGUUGUUAACUUUGGCUCUCGGGCUGAGGGAUUAUUAUUAUUAUUACAGAGAUCACUCUGAUCUUGAGCAUAGUUAACGUAUUCAACGGUGUUUCAAGGAUUUUAACUGACAAUCGGGAUGGAAAGAAAGUAGUUAAAAUUAGUGAGUUGUUAACUUUGGCUCUCGGGCUGAGGGAUUAUUAUUAUUAUUACAGAGAUCACUCUGAUCUUGCGCAUAGUUAACGUAUUCAACGGUAAAUUCUCAAAAUUACAAGUCGCAAAUAAAAGAUUGCAUUUUCUGCAUUUCCGGAUUCUGUCAUAAAUAAAAAUAGUGCCUCUUCUUGCAGGUGUUCCAAGGAUUUUGACUGACAAUCGGGAUGGAAAGAAAGUAGUUAAAAUUAGUGAGUUGUUAACUUUGGCUCUCGGGCUGAGGGAUUAUUAUUAUUAUUACAGACAUCACUCUGAUCUUGCGCAUAGUUAACGUAUUCAACGGUAAAUUCUCAAAAUUACAAGUCGCAAAUAAAAGAUUGCAUUUUCUGCUUUUCCGGAUUCUGUCAUAAAUAAAAAUAGUGCCUCUUCUUGCAGGUGUUUCAAGGAUUUUAACUGACAAUCGGGAUGGAAAGAAAGUAGUUAAAAUUAGUGAGUUGUUAACUUUGGCUCUCGGGCUGAGGGAUUAUUAUUAUUAUUACAGAGAUCACUCUGAUCUUGCGCAUAGUUAACGUAUUCAACGGUAAAUUCUCAAAAUUACAAGUCGCAAAUAAAAGAUUGCAUUUUCUGCAUUUCCGGAUUCUGUCAUAAAUAAAAAUAGUGCCUCUUCUUGCAGGUGUUCCAAGGAUUUUGACUGACAAUCGGGAUGGAACGAAACUUGGAGCGGACGCCGAUCAUGUAUAUCUUGAAUGAAAAUUCACAAUUCGGGGGGCCCCUCGACGCGGUCUCCUUUCAUUCGAGUAGCACUCUCGGUUUCGUUUCUGCAAAAGGUCCCCGUCGCAACUCGUUGCGCACGGCCUAUGCGGCAGUUCGCAGGGGGAAAGGUUCCCCGAUUCCUGUGGUUACCCCACCCUUUCACCGCCUUCACUGCCACCUGUACAGGUCGACCGAGACUGGACGAGAAUGGGACCAGGAGUUGAAAAGGAAUGGUAGCGAGAGAGUCCAAGUCGCCGAUGGUGGAGGUGGAGGAGGACGAAGAGGAGGGAAGGGUUCCGGAGUGGCUGUCGCGACUGUCUCGAGUGCGCUCGCGCUCGCUCGCGCGGCCACUUAAAUGUGAAAGUAAGUCCGUCUUACAGUUGACCGAAACUGCGUGCCCCCCGUGUCGUUCCCGUCGGUUACCCGCGGCCGACGUGCGAUGCCGUAGCCGUGUUGUUUCGCGCGCGAUACCGCGGGAUGUACAUUACUCGCGCGGCUCCGAUCAGCGGCGGUUUCACGGUCGCUGUCGACACGUUGUAGAAAAAACGAACAAGAAGAAGAGGCCGAUCACUUCGUGUCUACGCGCGACUUGACUCUUCACCACGCACGUGCAUAUCCUGACCGCAGCGCGCAUCUUCAUUCUUUUUUAUCGGUUCAUUCGACACCUCCGUCGCGAUCAUUUUGCAACCAGCAGUUGAAGUAACAAAUUCGUUUGUCAGCUGUCCUUUAUGUUGCGCGCCUCCCAUCCUCUGAAGAAGUCGAUUGGCAAGAAGACACGAUCGGCGAUGAAGAUAGCGGUGGAAUCGUAAGGAAGAAAGAAGAGAUGCGAUAAUCAAAGGGGGAACAAGAGGAAGAUCGACGUCUGCGGAGGACCGUUACUACAGUGACCAAAGUCAUCAGCUUCCCGAGUCUGCCUUCAUCUCGGCCGAAUCGAACGUUCUUCUACGCUUAGAAAAAAAUUCAAGUUCCUCCUGCCUACGGGGAAGAAGUGGAAGUGCGUGUGCGUCAGUGUUGACAUUACCAUUCCGUUCCGGAGAACUCUCGCGGUUGAAAUUCGGUCAAUCGGUGCACGCGGAAGAAAAUCAGUCGCGUAUAACGACCUAACGAUCGACAUUACUCUCGAGCGAAAAUCGUCCGACAAUCGCGGCCGCGUUGUUUUUCAAUAACGCCACGCUCGUUCUGUACAUAUACAUUUAUCGAGGUGCACACGCACGCACGGGCACGUAAAGAAGAGCAGAGAGAUUUUACGUAAGUCGAGUUCCUCGACCGCAGUUAUGAGCGGACGAGCGGAAUUCGCGAUAUGAAUGAAUUUUAGUUGCGGUUUCACUCAACACACACGCACACACGCGCACUCGGCGAGACAGCAUGUGAUGAAUCGGAGUGCUCGCGCGUGCAUGCGAACGUGGACCGCAAGUUAAAUGUAUAUUCGCACGUAACGACGUAGACGAGGAGAAGGAAAGUGGAAAGCGUUAGGCGAAAUCGCGCGCAGCAUUCGCCCACUUGGAGGACACUUGACGGAUCAUCCGAUUGCUUGGAGUCCCCGUCUCCGUCUUCUCCGUGCGUCGUUAACUAUGCGUUCGCGGCGUCGAGCGUAGGCCUCGAUCAGGGUUUUCUCCGUCGGGAUCCAGGAUUCACAAGGACUCUGCAAUUAUGAGACGAACGGUGCUCGUCAUCGCUUUCUGCCUCUUGGGCUUCGUCUUAGCGGGGAGUCCUCGGCUACCUCGAACAUCCGCUGACCAGCGUAGCACGCGCAGUCCAAGCCAUAGCAACAGUACCGCCGGCGUCACGCUGCAGCCGUCCUCUCGCAACUCGCAACGAAAUAGAGAACAAUACCUGUUCAAUGUAUUCGAAGUGAUAGUGUCGACUUUGGAGUCGAAGUUGCAACGAAUCGAGAAUUUAGACAAGGCGGUGGAACACUUGAUGAGACGAGUCGAAGCUCUCGACUCGCGUGUAAAUGACAAUAUCGAUAAAACGGAUGCGGUCAUUACGAAACUCAGGACGCUGGACCUGAAACUUUUCAAUACGUAUCCUAUUAUGUCAGCGGAAGCUAUUCACGCAGCGAAGGUCGGCGAAAAUGGGAGCGGAAGUCACACCGAAGACACCCCGUUGAUACACAUGAUCCAUCACGAUCGGAAUGAUCGGUCUCCGGAAACACUUGGCGAAAAACUAGUCUCGUUGGAUCAGAAGGUCUCCGAUAUCGAUCAUAAGCUCGUCAAUCUUAAGAAUCAGCUCGAUAAUAAUUUCUUACAAAAUGACGAUAUAAACGCCGAGGCAAGUGAAAAGAAGCCUGUCAGUAUGAGCGUCAUCGAGAUCACGAAGGCCAUGAGCAAUGAAGUGAUGAAUCACAUGACGAUCGAAAUCGAGAAUCUGAGACAAGCGACAGGUAACAUGGAUCGGAAGCUUCAAUUCCACAUGAAUCUGGUAUCGGACAAUCUUGGAGCGAUGUACAACAUGAUUACCGAUGUGCACGAGGCUAUCGUCGAGAAGAAGUACGGAGGAGAUCGGCAGAAUCGGCUUAACUUAACGACAACUGAAGCACCAGUGAAACAAAGCAAGAUCGAUCGUAUCGUCGAACAGAUGCACCCAAUGCUCACCGUCUCCGAAAAGAUGGAUCAAGUUUGGAACGUAGUGAUGGGGACCAAGACCUCCGUGGACGACCUGUUGCCAAAAUCCGACGAAUUGCUUACGCAGACGCAGCGGCAGGAGAGAGCGAUCAACGAAAUUCAUGCGGACCUAAGAUCGAAGACGAAUAAAAUUAUAGAAAACCUGGAGGGCGUCGAGAGUCGUUUGAAGAAACACGAGGACGUGGCCACUCUCGGGGUGCAACGUCCGAUCCCCGCCGAACUGUUGCUGGAUCCGACGAUCGAUCGGCUUGUCGAGUACGAUCCAAGCAGGUAAGAUACUCACUGAUCAAUUUCAAUCAAUCGUGCAACUGUGAAUUAAGUUGAUUAAUUUCAGCAUGCAAGCUAUAAAUUAAUUAUAUUAUUAGGAGUGUGAUUUAGUUUUGAGGGUUUUGCAACAG
Molecule: messenger RNA, 8401 nt
Organism: Ooceraea biroi (clonal raider ant)
Lineage: Eukaryota; Metazoa; Arthropoda; Insecta; Hymenoptera; Formicidae
Source: RefSeq, a predicted model, not a curated record